Messenger RNA from Pseudogymnoascus verrucosus, 2705 nucleotides. RefSeq names its product Fungalysin/Thermolysin Propeptide Motif (gene MEP5). NCBI's taxonomy places the organism in Eukaryota, Fungi, Ascomycota, Leotiomycetes, Thelebolales, Thelebolaceae. The record is from RefSeq and is a predicted model, not a curated record. Bases 656 to 2572 code for a protein of 638 amino acids. The transcript is spliced from 4 exons. Gene Ontology annotation, molecular function: metalloendopeptidase activity; zinc ion binding.
AGCUCAGGGUCGCGUGUGGUCCGGCGGGGGAGCAGCUGAGGUACGUACGCGGCGACGAUGAGGGCAGGGUAGCUGUGCGUGUGUUCACGACGCGGUCUCAGGGCGAAUGGGAUGGAAGAUUAGAUGAGACACAGCCCCCGGCCUCGGGAUUCCCACACGAUUAUCCCGAUCGAAGGAUGCGCUGGUGGCUCGGCAGCCUUCUCGAAGGAAGGGUUGGUGGCUGGGCGGCUGCUGGGAAGGAUGGGGGAUCGGCCGCUUCGUUGGAAAGCUCGGCGUGCGGUGCGGGUUUAGCGCCGCGAGGUGAAGGCAGGUAGGUCGGGUCGGGGGAUGCUACUUCAUUUAUUGGGCCUGCAGUAGCUCUGCCAACGAGCCUCUGUUCUGUCUAUCUCGAUGGGGCAGUUACUCGAAUCGGGAAGCUGGGAAGGGAGUGCGUUGGGGGGAAGCUUGUCAUGAGGUGCUGUGAGGUGCAUUUAGCACGGCGGCCACAGGGCCGUGAUGGUGAUCACGGAUUCGAGCUGUCUCCACCAUGGAUGGGAUUGAUGUAUAUAAAGACGCCGUCGCUGCGCCUGAGAGGUAGGUUCGGAAGCUCUUGCUCGAUAAGUUCAGACUAUUCUACUACUUCUCUUCCAUCCUUCACUUCUCCCCUCACACCACCAUGCGUUUGACCACCGCCGCCGCGCUCGUCGCGCUGCUCCCGUGCACGGCGCUUGCGCACCCCGCGCUCGUGUCGUCGCGCAGGGACAUCAAUGGUCGCGCGGUCAACUUUGAUGCGUUCCGUCUGGGCACCAAGGCUGAUUACAGCAAUGCGGGGUUCACCGCUAAGUCGAGCAUUGUGUCUUCUCUGACCAAGAGGGGGACUUAUCUCGAGACGGCGCAGGCCCUCGUUAAGCAGGUUGCGCCGGGCGCGGAGUUUCGCGUGGUGGAUGACCAUUAUGUUGGGAGCAAUGGCGUUGCUCAUGUCAACUUCAAGCAGGUGGCUCACGGUCUUGAUAUCGACAAUGCUGAUUUCAACGUUAACGUCGCCGCUGACGGAAGCGUCUUCUCCUACGGAAACUCGUUCUUCUCUGGCGACGUUCCAUCUGAGAACCCCCUGGUCGCGCGCGGUCAGGUUGACGCCGUUGCCGCUCUGAAGGGUGCCUCCAACGUCCUCGGUCUCGAGAUCAGCGCCGAUGGCGCUCAGGCCAAGGCCGAGGAGGCGCUUGAGCACUACAUCAUUGAGGGAACCACUGGCGCUCAGCAGGACCCCAAGGCUCGUCUCGUGUACUUCCAGAAGGAGGACGGGUCGCUGUCUUUGUCGUGGAGAGUGGAGACUGAUCUCAAGGACAACUGGCUGCUUUCCUACGUUGAUGCCUCAGGAGCUAGCGAGGUUUACGGUGUUGUGAACUACGUUUCCGACGCUACCUACCAAGUCUUCCCAUGGGGAACCAACGACCCCAGCAAGGGCAGCCGCACCAUCGAGACCGACCCCGCCGACAAGACCGCCUCGGAAUUCACCUGGCAAGGCAACGGAAAGACCACCUACACCAUGACCGAAGGCAACAACGGCAUCGCGCAAGCCAACUACGACGGCGACAACAGCUGGACCAACGACUACCGCCCCGACGCUCCCGGCGCGAAAUUCGAGUACGGCUACUCCCUCGCCGAGACCAACCCGAAGAAGUACAUCGACGCAUCCGUCACCCAGCUCUUCUACACCGCGAACAUGUACCACGACAUGCUCCACGCGCUCGGCUUCAACGAGGCCGCUGGUAACUUCGAGACCAACAACAACGGCGCCGGCGGCAAGGGCAACGAUGCCGUCAUCCUCAACGCCCAGGAUGGCUCGGGGACGAACAAUGCCAACUUCGCUACCCCGCCUGAUGGACAGCCGGGUGUGAUGCGCAUGUACAUCUGGGACGAGAGCACGCCCUACCGCGACUGCAGCUUCGACGCCGGCGUCAUCAUCCACGAGUACACCCACGGCGUAUCCAACCGCCUUACCGGCGGCCCCGCUAACACCGGCUGCCUCAACGUCCUCGAGGCGGGGGGCAUGGGCGAGGGAUGGGGAGAUUUCAUGGCUAUUGCUAUUCACCUGAAGAAGGCGGAUACGAGGGCCAAGAAUUACCCGAUGGGUGAUUGGAUUGCGAAUGAUCCGAAGGGGAUUAGGAAUUACCUGUACUCAACGAGCUUGACGACGAACCCGUAUACGUAUAAGAGUGUUAAUACGAUGAGUGCGGUGCAUACUAUUGGCACGGUGUGGGCGACUAUCCUUUAUGAGGUGCUUUGGAAUUUGGUGGAGAAACAUGGCAACUCCGAGGCAAGACAGCCGACGUUUAAUGGGAAGGUGCCGACAGAUGGAAAGUUCUUGACUAUGAAGUUGGUUCUUGAUGGAAUGGCUCUUCAACCCUGCAGCCCUACAUUCGUGCAGGCCCGUGAUGCCAUCAUUGAUGCUGAUAAGGCGCUCACUGGUGGCUCGAACGCUUGCGAGCUCUGGAAGGCGUUUGCCAAGCGUGGACUGGGUGAGGGUGCGUCGAGGGGGAGCGGAUCUACUGGCAGGAAGGAGAGCACGACUGUUCCUUCGGGAGUCUGCUAGAUGGGUGUAGUGACGAAGAGGGGGUACAUAUAGUUGGGUGAAUGGGGGGAGGUUGUGGAUAUGGGUAUGAGUGAUGAUUUUACUGUAUAUAUGAAUUUAGUGUGGGGAGAUGUUAAAUAUUUAGCAGCAUAGG